UGUUUCUGAGUUGGAGCAAACCACAAGCAAACAGAGCUUCUUCUUGCUCCUCCUCUUCUUGCUUCUCCUCUCCGUCCUUCCAUUCUUUCAUCCAUCCAUCCAUCCAUGGAGCAGCAAUUCAUCCAUUUCGGCGCCACCUCCUCCUCCACCAGCAGCUUCUACAGCACACCCACGCCCACGCCUCCUCCUCCCGAACAAGCUCAAGCUGCUGCAACCUUGGCCUCCUCCACCCCCGACUACCACACCAGCUCCUCACCCAUGUCGUCGGCCUUCGACAUGGGCGACACCGACGACAUGCACCUCCUCAACACCCUCCUCCUCCACAUGUCUGGCUCUGGCACCGCUGCUUCUUCCCACCAUUACGCCUUCGACCUCCACAUGGACGUGGACGUGGAGCCUUCCUCCUCUUCAACAAGCUCCUCCUCCUCUUCCUACUCCUCCUCCGACCACCACCACCAGCAGCAGCAGCAGGGGAUGCCAGCCACCACAACUGCUAAGCGCCGUGCACCGCAGCAGCUGCACCCCGCGGCCACCAAGGGCCUCAUCGGCGUGCGCAAGCGGCCCUGGGGCAAGUUCGCCGCGGAGAUCAGGGACUCCACCCGCAAGGGCGCCCGCGUGUGGCUCGGCACCUUCAACACGCCCGAGGCCGCUGCCAUGGCCUACGACCAGGCCGCCUUCUCCGUGCGCGGGGCCGCCGCGGUGCUCAACUACCCCGUCGACCGCGUCCAGGAGUCGCUCCGCACGCUCGCGCUCCGUCCCGACGUGCCGGGAGGCUCCCCCGUCCUGGCCCUCAAGCGCCGCCACUCCAUCCGCAAGCGAUCCCCCAACAAGGCCAAGAAGACUGCUACUCUUCUGGCGCCCACAAAGAUGAUGAUCAACGACUCCGCGGCCGCGCCGGUGCAGCAGCAGUCGGCGGCGGCAUGCGCGGGCGUGGUGGAGCUGGAGGACCUUGGCGCUGACUACCUGGAGGAGCUGCUCCGGGUGUCCGACGAGCCGUCGGCUUCAUCGACCACCAUGGUGAUGGGGGCCUUUGAUCAUCAUCACCAUCACCAUGUCGACGACCAAUCGGCGCUCGCCAACACGGCGCCCAUGCUGUUCCCUCAUUGCUAGCUACAAAGCUCGCUUGCUACAAUGAUCCAUAUGGCUGGCUGGCUCAACCGCCGGCGCCUCCUCCUCCUCUGCCCUGCUCGCUCUGCUCUGCUUUGAGUCAGUUAAUUGCAAAUAGUGCCUGUCCUCUCAGUUUUCCUUCCAUUCUACACUAGUAGCUCUUUUUUCUUUCUUCUUGUCCGACCCUGCUCUGCUUGCAUGCCCCGGCAAUCAGGCCGCAGCGGCCAACGGCUUUUGUAUGUACGUACGUAUGUAUAUGUAGUAGUAUGCCUCUCUGUUUCGUACGUACUACGUCAAAAAAAAGAGAGAGCUAGUUAUACAAGAAUAAUAUACAUACAUACAUAUGCCAACGGCUUUC
Triticum dicoccoides is the source of this 1465-nucleotide messenger RNA. RefSeq names its product ethylene-response factor C3-like. Lineage: Eukaryota; Viridiplantae; Streptophyta; Magnoliopsida; Poales; Poaceae. The coding region runs from base 106 to 1110 and encodes 334 amino acids. Gene Ontology annotation, molecular function: DNA binding; DNA-binding transcription factor activity. The record is from RefSeq and is a predicted model, not a curated record. Gene Ontology annotation, biological process: ethylene-activated signaling pathway; regulation of DNA-templated transcription. The transcript has a single exon.